UGUGUGUUUAUAGAGAUAAGGUAAUUAAAAAAACACACACACACUUGUGAGGUCCUCUUCUCCCUGAUUGGCCAGAAGUGUCCUGACGUCUAAUUAAUAUUAAUCAGACUCGCCAGCGUUUCUUGAAAACUUCCCGGUGCGUCCAGCAUUAGAAUCUCAUUAGUAUUCAGAAUUGAAUUCCUCCCCAUCUGAAAAGUCCUCUGCCCGUCACGUUUCGUCAUUAAUAUUAAUUAUUAUAUUAUUCAUAUAUAAAAGCCGCUAAUCGUAACAGGAGACGUGAAGCGUGACGUCCCGUAUCCUAGGAGAUGUUUCCCCUUUGCCUUGGCCUAUGAUGCUCUGCGCGCGCCCUUGCGCAAAUCUGUGUCGGUUGCCUGGUCAACCAAAUGCGCGUGCCCCUGCAAGCUGAUAUCGGGUGCGCGCAGUUGGGAGACUUAGUGGAGCAGCUCGGACAAAAAUGAAUUAGACGCGAACCUGGAACAUAUUAUGAGAGUGAAGCUGGUUUAUUUUGGCCGCUCUGUGUAAAUAUAUAUUAUAAUGCAUUGUUUUAUAGGAGGGCAUAUGACUUUGGAUGGAGGUUUAUAGAAAUUCAGCAGCACUGAGGAUGACGAACAUGAUGAAGAAGACCUGCUGUCACUUCUCAUAUGAAUGCUAUUAAAGUGUAUUUGAAGAGGAAUUACAUUUUUGUUUACCAUCUCUAUUUUGGCGUUUUAAGUUUAUUAAACUGAUGCAAUUUGGGGCAUUAGGGAUUUUUUGGUGCACAUUUCAUGCAAGCAGAAAUAUCGAUAUUUGAUUUGUAGUAAACUGGGAGUUGAAGUCAUUCGAGCUCCAGAGUUGGACUGUCCAGACGCCUUAAACAUGUUAGCAGGACGAAAAAGAAGAAAACCUGUGCAAAGAACGGUGAAGCAGGCUCCAUCUGAAGGGGUGAAGUCUAACCCGUCCAAACGUCAUCGAGAUCGGUUAAAUUCGGAGUUGGACCGGUUGGCCAGUCUCCUUCCGUUUCCAGAGGAGGUCACGAGCAGCCUGGACAAACUCUCCAUCCUGCGGCUGAGUGUCAGUUAUCUACGUGCUAAGAACUUCUUCUCUGUCGCUCUGAAAAACCACAGCUGUAAUGGUUUGUCAGCAAACAACAGUAACCAUGACAACAGUAAAGCAACGGGAUUGGUUGACGGCUGGCUGCAUGAAGGAGAGCUCCUACUACAGGCUCUCAAUGGCUUUGUGUUGGUGGUCACUGCUGAGGGGAUCAUUUUCUACUGUUCUCACACCAUCCAGGAUUACUUGGGAUUCCACCAGACAGAUGUGAUGCAUCAAAAUGUGUUUGAACUCAUUCAUACUGAAGACCAGCAGGCCUUCAGACGCAACUUACACUGGGCCUUGAACCCGCCUCCAACCGGCACGCAGACGGAAGAAUCACCACAAGAUGGAGAUCCUGCCCCAAGCAUGUCGCUGGUGACAUGUAACCCUGACCAGCUGCCUCCGGAAAACUCCUCUUUCCUGGAGAGAAAUUUCGUCUGUCGUUUCCGAUGCCUCCUAGACAAUUCUUCGGGAUUCCUGGCCCUGAAUCUUCAAGGACGUCUGAAAUUCCUGCAUGGACAGAACAGGCAUUCGGACGACGGAGGCCAAAUGCCACCCCAGCUCGCCCUGUUUGCCAUAGCGACACCCCUACAGCCGCCUUCCAUAAUGGAGAUCCGAACCAAGAACAUGAUUUUCAGAACCAAACACAAGUUGGACUUCACCCCAAUGGCCUGUGAUGCUAAGGGUAAAAUCGUUCUUGGCUACACUGAGGCAGAGCUGCGAGUUCGUGGUUCAGGUUACCAGUUCAUCCACGCAGCUGAUAUGCUCUAUUGUGCUGAGAACCAUGUCAGGAUGAUCAAGACUGGAGAAAGCGGCCUUACUGUUUUUAGACUGCUUACAAAGGACAACCGCUGGAAAUGGGUACAAGCUAACGCUAGACUUGUCCACAAAAACGGCAAGCCUGACUACAUUAUUGCCACCCAGAGGCCACUUGUAGAAGAAGAGGGUGGAGAGCAUUUGAGGAAGCGAUCUAUGCACCUUCCAUUCACCUUUGCUACUGGAGAAGCUAUGCUGUACCAAAUCAGCUACCCCAUGCCAGGUUUCCCCGACACCCUUCAGGGUAAAGGCAAGAACAACAAAACCAAAAAGAGCAAGGUGGACAAAAGUUCAAAGGAUGAUCUGGACCCAAGUUCUUUGCUGGGAGCCAUGAUGAGACAGGACGAGUCUGUUUAUGUUUGCCAGCCUGCUAUGGAGCCUAGAAUGUCAUUCCACAGUAGCCUCUUCAGUGAGCAAGGAGAGACUAGCACUUUCUCUUCUCCGGCGGAAAAUGAAAAUUGGAAUCCAGCGCAGAAUGGCGUAACUGCAUUCUCCAAAGAGGGACCAUCAAGUUUCGACCCACUACUGGCAACAUUAGACUCUCUGUCCCUGGAAAACGAGGAAACCUGCUCUAACAGUGAGCUAUUCAAUGCCCUGGAAAACCUUGGACUCAUCGCAGAGGACCUCGAGCUGCUGCUUCUGGAUGAGAGGAUGAUCCAGGUAGAGAUGGAUCCAGAUUACGUCCCAUCUCUGAACGAUCUUCUCACCAACAACGAAAUCCUCUCUUACGUCCAAGACUCACUGGAGAACCGGAUCGAGGUCUCGAAAGAUGCUCAAAACCCUGCCACUGUAUUAGAUUCUGUUGAACCCCCUAAAUCAUGUUCUGCUUCCGAUUCCACUUCUCAAGUGACUUCCUCCAUGCUUGCUCCUUACGUACAUUUCUGGCCACAAAAGCAGAUAACACCCAUAGUUCAUCUCUCACAGAGUAUGCAGCAAUAUCUCAACGGCCAGUCAGUUUGCCACAAAACUGAGAGCUGGAUCCAGGCACCAAUACCACAGGUGUCUACAGCAGACACCGAGACAACUAUUACCCAUGAUACUUUGUUGGUGAACUCGGUACCAGCUGGACACAAUGGACACUGGGUCCCUGAACACACACAAGCCAACUUGAACUCUCAACUUGGUGAUAAGCUAACAGGAACUAGUAAAGCACAAUCACAGCAAUGGCAGCACAACCAGUUGCUUAACCCAUUCCAAUAUAAACAGAAAACAGCUGUGGGUAGUGAUACCCCUCCGAACGGGGUCUACAAUAAUCCCCAGUGGAAUGGUGGAUAUGACUUCACAGACCAGUUGGCCACAAAUGGACCUUGUUUUCCCAAUGGACAGAUGACACACACACAAACACUGGGUAUACAUUACAAUAUGAACGACAGUUCAGGGGUGGAAUUUACAAUGAACAUCAGUACAGCUGGGGAUGUAGGCCAGUUUCAGGGAGCCAUGGCCUCAUCUUCGUCCUAUCAGCAGGGUUAUCAGAAACAGCAGCAACAGCCAAAAGACGCACCCACUUAUUGCACCUCCUAUACCAAACAGAACUCCUCUCUGGAGCAUAUCCUGGGAUUAGCCCCACCUUCAAACCUUCCCUCAUUGACAGAUUACGGCUCUGUUUGGACCCAUGAUGCCACCCACAGUAAGAUGGAGACAGGCUUUAUACUCAACUCUGCUAGUGUGGCCUAUACAGGAAGUUGUUUGGUUCCCAAUGGCAACGCAGUGGCCACACCCGGCAACGGUCCUCAACCCCUUCCUGAGCCACACCCACCUCCCCCUGACCCUCAGACCAAUGGUUUCUACCUCUGAAUACAGAUCGAUACAGAUCCAUACGAAAAAAUCCCAUAAAUCAAGAGAGGACUUUAAAAAAAAAAAGAAGACAUUAAAAAAAAUUAUUAAAUUUUUUUUCUUUCAGGUUUGCUUAUCAACUUGAAUAAAUACAUUUUAAGUAAAAUGAGCCGGACUGACUUCUGAAAUAUCAAACCAGUUGCUAAUAUUCCAUCCCAGAUAAUGUGAUCGCACUCUCAUUUAUAUUAUUCACUCAGUUAUGAAUUAAUUAUGUAUCAGUUACGUUUGGAUUAUUUCUCUGUGUCAGAAAUCACUUUUGCUUCGUGAGACAUUUCUCCAGUUGGCAGAUGCAGUGGAUCACAAUUUGAGAUGGUCUGUCUGUAUCAGGUGCAUGUUUGGAUACGUUUGUGCAUAAGUACAGUAUGUGAGUGAUAUCAGUCGCCAUUAAUUGGGCAAAACAUCGCAAAACAUGCGAUGCAAUGUCUGUAAAUCAUGUAGGAGCAUAUGCAGCGUAUAGUUCUUACAAAACGGAUUGUCUUGAAACGCAGUAAAGGAGUUUUUUUUAUGUUUAUAUGAACAGAUGUUUGGGAUGUAUAUUUAUUUAUGAAAAAAGCAAAGGUGUUACCUUCAGUUUACUGACAGUUUAAAGAAAACUUAUGUGCGAUGUCAAUAAUAAAGCAGUUUAGCAGUACAAAAAAAUAAUCAUACUCUUCUGUAGAUCUGUAGAUCUGAAGCCUUCUCACUAUUACAUUUUGGUGAGAUUAGAUUUUGGAAAGAUGACUCCAGAUCAAAAUAACUUUCCUUUUAGAUACAAGUGUUCAUGUUUAUAGUGAAUCCAGAACCAGCUCAAUCUUGCGACAAACGUGUAAUAAUUUUUAAGAGUUAAAAUAAAUCAGGUUAAGGCAUGACGUUUUGAAUUGUUUCAAAUGAAGUAAAAAUCAUACAUUUUGUAUGAGCCAACCCGUACAAUCUACUAAAUAUCUUUAACAUGAUUAACUCUGAGGCCGUGUCCACAGGUACACGGGUGUUUUUAUAAACAGUUUUUUCUUCUUCCGUUUUUAAGAAAAUCCGUCCACAUGAAAGUGCAAACGUGUGCUAUGAAGCACUGUCAAGAGCAUGCCAAGCCAACAGGUGGCGAUAUAAUCUCAACUGUAAAGCCAUACUGGCCAAUCAGAAACCUGAAAAAGUUUCCAGUAGGCGGAGUUAACAGCGCAGUCUUUGACGUCAAAAGCCAAAACUCUGGUUUCGCUGUCUACACGAUAUAACACUACAACCAGAGCUUUUGUAAAUCUUUACCCUGCAGGCGUUUUCAAAAAAAAUUUGUUUCAGUGACCUGGUGAUGCGUCUGCAUGUGGACGAAUAGCCAAACCGCAUAGAAAAAGCUGUGAUUUUAAAAAUAACCAUGCUCGUGUGGACUGGGCCUGAUUAUUGUGCGUUUGACAUGAGACCAUGUAGUCCAGAACUUAUCAAAAACCAGUUAAAGAGCAGUUUUGUUUUGUCCAUGAAAAGAGAUUCUGGGAGCUUACAUUGUUGAAUGUGUUGAGUAUAUUGUAAAGAAGUUAAAAAAGAAAAAGAAUAUUUCAUCAAGGUGCUGCAAGGUUUUAAUGAAUAAUAUUGUUAAAUGUUAUAGUAUUAUAAAGUCACAGAGAAAAUACAUUUCCAGGCCAGCCUCUGUUUUAUGUUCCUUUUUUUAAAUGCAUAUAUGUGACCCUGGACCACAAAACCUUAAGUCUUAAGUCACUGGGGUAUAUUUUU
Molecule: messenger RNA, 5415 nt
Organism: Carassius auratus (goldfish)
Lineage: Eukaryota; Metazoa; Chordata; Actinopteri; Cypriniformes; Cyprinidae
Product: aryl hydrocarbon receptor-like
Exons: 11
Coding region: 856-3681 (941 amino acids)
Biological process (GO): regulation of transcription by RNA polymerase II; xenobiotic metabolic process; response to xenobiotic stimulus
Cellular component (GO): nucleus; aryl hydrocarbon receptor complex
Molecular function (GO): transcription cis-regulatory region binding; protein dimerization activity; nuclear receptor activity
Source: RefSeq, a predicted model, not a curated record